Molecule: messenger RNA, 393 nt
Organism: Miscanthus lutarioriparius
Lineage: Eukaryota; Viridiplantae; Streptophyta; Magnoliopsida; Poales; Poaceae
Source: the annotation of a GenBank genome assembly
AUGGGGAGGGACGCUGCUGGAGUUCACUGCGUCCUUCUUGCUCUGACGGUAGUGCUGCUGCUCGCUGCCGUGAGCGAUGGCAUCAGACUGGUUCCUGCUGCUGGGGCGAACGAGCUGGCGCAUGGAUCAACGGCGAUGGUGGUAGCUGUGCCGUCAGCUGCACAGGUGCAGGGGAGGAGGAGCAGGGGCGGCAAGGACGACCUGGUGCUGCGGGAGGAGGUGGUGCGCGCCACGGGGUCGAGCCUCCCGGACUGCUCGCACGCGUGCGGGGCGUGCUCGCCGUGCAGCCGCGUCAUGGUCAGCUUCAAGUGCUCCGCGUCGGAGCCGCUGCCGUGCCCCAUGGUGUACCGCUGCAUGUGCAGGGGCAAGUUCUACCCGGUGCCAUCCAGCUGA